Messenger RNA from Jatropha curcas, 2046 nucleotides. Its product is annotated as cyprosin. Gene Ontology annotation, molecular function: aspartic-type endopeptidase activity. Gene Ontology annotation, biological process: lipid metabolic process; proteolysis. Lineage: Eukaryota; Viridiplantae; Streptophyta; Magnoliopsida; Malpighiales; Euphorbiaceae. The record is from RefSeq and is a predicted model, not a curated record.
GAUGGCCUCCUAUCAUUUUCCUGUGAAAAGUGAAAACAGCCCAGAGGCAAUACUAGAUAGAAGAUUGUGUGUGUCAUGUUUUUAUCCUGAAUCCGUAAUCCCAAUCCCAUGGCAUCAUAAAAUAAGCUUUUGCAGAAAUACAGAGAUAAUAGUGGGGUAAAAAGCAGAAAACACAAGUUCUAGCGGGAAAUUACGCGGUGGCUUCGUCUACGGAUGUACCGACCGAAGUGUAUCAGACCAUGCCGUCCCAAGAGUUGAGGACAAAUACAGUCUUUUUUUUAUGCCUUAAAAGGUGUGCCAACUUCUCUCGGCCCAACUUAUUAUUAGUUUCUUCCCUCUUCUCGUUGCUUUGGUGUUUAUGCAGCAGGGUAGUGUUGCUCCUGGGAGCAUGGGGUUCAGAUUUCUUCUAGUUGCAAUCUGCUUAGGGUCUUGGCUGGGUGCUUCCUUGGCUUUUACGGUUUCCUCUAAAGGACUAGUCAAAAUUGGUCUAAAGAAGCGGCAUUUAGACCUCUACAGCGUUCAGGCUGCAAAGAUCACUAGAGCUGAUACUCCAUAUGAUAGAGGUAGUGGAGAUUCUGAUGCUACAUUGGCAAGGCCAAAAGCAGAUUUAGUAUACCUAAAGAAUUACCUUGACACCCAAUAUUAUGGAGAGAUUGGCAUUGGAACACCACCACAAAGUUUCGCCGUCGUCUUUGAUACUGGCAGUUCCAAUCUUUGGAUCCCAUCUUCUAAAUGUGUUUUUUCUAUUGCUUGCUAUUUCCAUUCCAAAUUCAGGGCAAGGAUGUCUCGAAGUUAUACCAAGAUUGGAAUACCUUGCAAAAUUCACUAUGGUUCUGGAUCCAUAUCUGGCUUCUUCAGCCAGGACUAUGUGAAACUUGGUGAUGAUACCAUUAUUGAUCAGGAUUUUGUUGAGGUUACAAAGGAAGGAUUUUUAGCCUUCUUAGGUACGCAGUUUGAUGGUAUACUUGGUCUUGGGUUUCAGGAUAUUGCUGUUGGUCAAGCUACGCCAUUGUGGUAUAACAUGUUACAUCAGGGUCAUGUCAGCCAGAAAAUUUUUUCCAUUUGGCUAAGUCGCGAUCCAACAGCGGGAUUGGGUGGUGAGAUUGUCUUUGGAGGUAUCGAUUGGAGGCACUUCAGGGGUGAGCAUACAUAUGUCCCUGUUACUGAACAGGGUUACUGGCAGAUUGUGGUGGGAGAUGUGUUUGUCGCAGGCAAUUCAACAGGAUUGUGUGAACAUGGUUGUGCUGCCAUUGUGGACUCGGGGACUUCUUUUAUUGCUGGUCCAACUAGUAUUGUAACUCAAAUCAACCAUGCUAUUGGGGCACAAGGAAUUGUAAGCUUGGAGUGUAAAAGCGUUGUCUUCAACCAUGGAAAUUCAAUAUGGGAAACAUUAAUAUCGGGGUUACGACCAGAAAUCAUAUGUGUUGAUAUUGGACUGUGUGUGUAUAAUAAUCGUUCUAGGACUAUUAUUGAAACUCCGGUGGAUGAUGAAGUUGGCGAGAAUGCGCUAUGUACUUUUUGUGAGAUGGUCGUUUUCUGGAUUCAAGUACAACUCAAACAACAGAAAGCAAAAGAAAAAAUAUUCAAAUAUGUGGACGAGUUGUGCGAGAGGCUUCCAGAUCCAAUGGGAAAAUCCUUCAUCGACUGCAAUGACAUCACAAGCAUGCCAUAUGUUGCCUUCACCAUUGCAAAUAAAUCUUUUCCUCUGUCUCCGGAGCAGUAUGUUGUUAGAGUUGAAGAGAAGUAUGGCACAAUCUGCCUGAGCGGGUUUACUGCUUUGGAUGUGCCUUCCCCACAAGGUCCACUUUGGAUUCUUGGAGAUGUCUUCUUGGGAGCAUAUCAUACUGUUUUUGACUUUGGUAAUCUACGGAUAGGCUUUGCCAAAUCUGCCUAAUGAAUCUGAUCAAGUAUUGAAAGCUGGCUAUGCAGCAGUGGUGUAGUCUAUUUUUCUCUUGUAUAUAAUCAUAAAUAGGUCGUAAUGUAAUGUAAUCGAAUAUAUUUUUUAGUGUAAUUUUGCACUAAUAAUAGCAAUGGCGGUUUAGUACA